AUGGCUGAAGUCAUCGUCUCUAGAACGUCAAGAACCUGCGAGCCUGGUCGUAGCGCCAUCGACAAUCCGUCUCGCGCCGCGGUUGACCAAUCCGCGCAUUUUCCCGCUGCAGAGAGGCCCGUUGGCGGUAGCGCCAGCGCGGGGGCUUCGCCGCCGCGGAAGCCGCAUCCGCCCCUCCUUCCGCCGGCCUCCAUGUUCCAGCAGCAGCAGGCGCCGGCGGCCGCGGAGAGAGAGCGGCGCGCAGAGGGUGCGGAGGGCGCGCAAGGGGGCCGUGCACGCCGCGGGGGAGGCGCAGUGACGGAACCGGAGCAAUCCGCAGAGAUGGAGGCUGCGGCGGCUGAGGGGAAGGGGCCGCUGGCAGUGUCGUCUUUGGAAGAGCGGAAGGAGAUUGCGGAGGGGGAGGAGCCACAUCAGAAGCCGCGCCCUGCUACAACCCGUACCCCUGGUCCUACUGCCAUCUCUGCCCCUGCUGGUAGUUCCCCAGCGCCCUCCACCACGCCUGGAGCAGCAGCUGCAGCAUCGGCUAUUCACCAGGCCGUGCGAUCAGGGAAGAGCGAGGAGCAGGCCACUGCUGACGCUGCUGCUGCUGCUGCAAAAGAGAUGGCGCAGGGUGGGAAAGAAGAAGUGGAAGAGCGGGGAUGGGAAGGAGGGAGGAAAGGAGGGGCAGUGAGGAAGGUGGGGCGGCAGCAGCGGCAGGGGCAAGAACACCAGAGGAGAGAGGUGUGCGGCAAGCAGGAAAAUUGGGAGGGACUGAGGCCGUCUGCUGUAGCACCUGAGGCGGCACAUGAGGCGGGUGGAGCACCUGGGGCAGCACCUGAGGCGGCACCUGAGGCGGCACCUGGGGCAGCACCUGGAGCACCUGGGGAAGUUGCUGAGAAGGGUUUGGCAGCACAUGCUGCAGAGGCAUCUUUUGCCAGGGCCCCUGAAGGGGAGAGAGCAGAGGAGACUGCAGAGGUGGCGGCUGCUGCUGCUGGUGGAGCAGUGCGAGCAGUGCAAGGGGUUGGGGCUGGUGAAGAGGGUGGUGAGCAGGGCGGUGCGGAGGGGAUGAAGCCUACAAUUGAGCAAACUCCUGCAGCUGCGAAGGUGUCAGAGGAAGGGGAAGCGGAAGCAGGGAAGAAGCCUCGGCGCCGCUAUCGCCGCAAGAAGCGGGCUGACAGGGCGGAAGGGAAGAACAGGUGCAAGAUUAUCACCGCUCAUGCUUCAACCAUGCUCCGAUCGCUGAAGCUCGCUCCUCACGUCGCACGUGCCGCUAUUCGGCCCGUCUAUCCCGCAUGCGCGCGCUCGUCCGCGUUAAAAGCCGCCGCGAUAUCCGGUAGAAGCUAUUCGUCGGCGGAAGCCGACAGCGAGUAUUGGAAGCACAUGUCCAACGCGGUUCCGCGCGGACCGGGAUCGGCGGAGAGCGCGGCGGCGGAGAUCAUCGAGCGCAACCUCGUGCGCGGACCCCCCGCGGAGGAGCGCAGCCCCGCCGCCGUGCUGACGUCACGGCGGGAAGCGCUGGAUCUGUACCGUCUCGUUCUGCGAACCACGCGGGUCUUUGUCUGGCCACACCCUUCAGGAGCGCUCUGGAGGGACGUGCUGCGAGAGAGUGCACGCAAGGAAUUUGAAGCUGCCAGAUUCGUUUCUGACCCUGAAAUGAUUGCACGACUCCUAGUAGGAGGUCGGGACGCCAUCUCCGUUGUUGUGGAUAAGCUAGUGGCAAAGCAGCAGGAGGCAGUGGAGAAGGAGCGUUCGCGACCUCCUUAA
This is a messenger RNA of Closterium sp. Yama58-4, 1743 nucleotides long. NCBI's taxonomy places the organism in Eukaryota, Viridiplantae, Streptophyta, Zygnematophyceae, Desmidiales, Closteriaceae. The record is from the annotation of a GenBank genome assembly.